UGUUUGUUUUGUCUGUUCUGUUUUGACAAGUGAAGCUUCAGAGGUUAGAAUGCUAGAUUUGCUUUUACAAUAGUUUUACAAAGUUUAAUUAAAUUUACGAAAUAAUAUCACGCGUAAGAAAUUAUUUUAAUCAGCCGAAAUGGAUCCAGCAUUGUUGAGGGAGAGAGAGUUGUUCAAGAAAAGGGCGCUAGCUACACCAACUGUCGAAAAGAAAAGAAAAGAUCCGGAAAAAGAAACUGCAAAAGAUGAAGCAAAAAAGAAAUCGAAGCCACCCCCCACUCCGUCAUCCGCUCCUUCUAUCAACUACAAAACAAUGUCUGGAAGUUCGCAAUACAAAUUUGGUAUCCUUGCCAAGAUUGUUAAGCAUAUGAAAACACGACAUCAGGACGGAGAUGAUCAUCCUCUAACACUUGAUGAAAUAUUAGACGAAACUAAUCAGUUGGAUAUUGGUACUAAAGUUAAACAGUGGCUGUUAACAGAAGCUCUUGUGGGAAAUCCCAAAAUAGAAGUUAACAUCGAAGGAAAGUUCCUAUUCAAAGCAGCUUACAAGAUAAGAGACAAGAAGCAGCUUCUCAAGUUGCUCAAGCAGCAGGACUUGAAAGGAUUGGGAGGAAUACUCCUAGAAGAUGUGCAGGAGUCUCUACCUCACUGCGAAAAAGCUUUAAAGGCAUUAGCUAAUGAGAUAGUUUACAUUGUACGACCAAUCGAUAAGAAAAAGAUAAUGUUCUAUAAUUUCAACACCAAAUCUUCAAUCUGAAACUAUGAAUCAGAAUAAAACAAAGAAUUUCAAAUUUAGAUAAAUUGAUAAUGAAACUUCC
Messenger RNA from Nilaparvata lugens (brown planthopper), 818 nucleotides. RefSeq names its product transcription initiation factor IIE subunit beta (gene TfIIEbeta). The transcript is spliced from 5 exons. Gene Ontology annotation, cellular component: transcription factor TFIIE complex. Bases 140 to 757 code for a protein of 205 amino acids. NCBI's taxonomy places the organism in Eukaryota, Metazoa, Arthropoda, Insecta, Hemiptera, Delphacidae. The record is from RefSeq and is a predicted model, not a curated record. Gene Ontology annotation, biological process: transcription initiation at RNA polymerase II promoter.